GGUAGCAGCAGCAGCAACGCCAGAUAGAGCGAGGCAGGCAGGGGAGUGCAGGCGCGUGAGAAGGCACACAUGCGGAUGGCCACGGGCGCCCAGCCCGGUAUAGCUGCUCCUGCUGACACUCAAAAUACGACGCAGCAGGAGGAGGAGCAGGAGCAGCGCCCGCUAAUGGAAGACAACGCCGGGGACCGGCCUCCCCGGAGAAACGGCCUCUCCGAGCGCAAACGCUGAAUUGGUUGCAAUUUACAAGGUUUUUUUAAAAAAAAAUCAAUUUUUUUUAAAAAAAAUACAAAACAACUUUUUUGGAGAGAGAAAAAGCGGCUGGAUCUGGCGCCAGCCACCUCCGGGAUUUUACCUAGCAGGGUCUAUUGACCAGGGAGACUUCAGUGGAAGGAAAAUACUAAUAAUCCGAGGGGGACCUGCUGCUCCAAAAAGAGCCGAGUUUCCUGCUUUCCCCUCCACCCCCUCUUCUCCAAGAGGGCUGGCAGAAGUUCAGCGUCGCCGGGGCUGCUUGCUACAGCUUGCCUCGCCGAAGACGACCGGCACCUUGACAGAUCACCUCGGGCUUUUGCGGGAGGGGUGCGCCGGGUUCCUGCCUUGCCGGCUUUCUGGACACCCCCGCACGAUCCCCACCGUCACUCCGUUCCCGGCCGCCAGGUGAGCGAUGACUCAUUAAGGCACCAUCGCUGCGCUUCCAUCAGGAACAGAAGGCAAAAGGUGCUUUGGGCAUAGUUCUUUCAGCAACAAGCUGAAGCGGUCGCUGUUCUGGUUUGUUUUUCCCCACCGAAAGGCAGGAAUUUUUGUUUGCGUGUUUCCAUCUUUUGAAGUGGGACUGCUCGAUUGCCAGCUGAGGAGGAGGAGGGAGGGAUCCCUCCCCGCUGAUGUCACUGGACCAUGGUUGCUUCCAUGGCCGGAUCAUGAAGUGUUUGACUUUCUUUCUUCUGCUUCCAGAGGCCUUGAAGAAGUCCAAAAAGAGCGUCCGGGCCAGCGGCAAGGGGCCAGCAUGCUAUGAGGUAGCGCCCCUGGCCCUCAAGAAGAAGAUGGCUGCGGAACUUUACCCUGCCAGCGCCAACACCAAUCUUGCCAACAGCAAUAACGCCGCCGCCGCUAACAGCAAGAAAAACGCCCUUCAGCUCCAGCAGAGCGCGCAGCCCCCGCCCCCGCCGCCGCUCCAAAACCUCAACAACAACAACGUGGAAAGCGCCAACUGGCAGUCCUUCCACCCCACCCUGCGAGAGAGGAACGCACUCAUGUUCAAUAACGAACUUAUGGCUGACGUGCAUUUUAUUGUGGGCCCAGUGGGGGCAGCCAAGAAAGUUCCUGCUCACAAGUAUGUUUUGGCGGUUGGUAGCUCUGUCUUCUACGCAAUGUUUUAUGGAGAUCUUGCAGAGGUCAAAUCUGAGAUCCAUAUACCAGAUGUGGAACCUGCAGCCUUCCUUAUCUUAUUAAAGUACAUGUACAGCGAUGAAAUCGACCUGGAAGCAGAUACUGUGCUUGCUACUUUGUAUGCAGCCAAGAAAUACAUUGUCCCAGCAUUAGCAAAAGCUUGUGUCAAUUUCCUGGAGACCAGUCUAGAAGCCAAGAAUGCUUGCGUCCUGCUGUCUCAGAGCAGACUCUUUGAAGAGCCGGAGCUCACACAGCGCUGCUGGGAAGUCAUUGACGCUCAAGCUGAAAUGGCACUAAAAUCGGAGGGUUUCUGCGAAAUAGAUCACCAGACGCUAGAGAUCAUUGUGACAAGGGAAGCACUGAACACGAAAGAGGUUGUAGUAUUUGAGGCAGUUCUGAACUGGGCUGAGGCUGAAUGCAAGAGACAAGGGCUGCCAAUUACACCAAGGAACAAGCGGAAUGUAUUGGGCAAAGCUUUAUACUUGGUACGGAUUCCAACCAUGACUUUGGAAGAGUUUGCCAACGGUGCAGCACAGUCUGACAUCCUAACCCUUGAGGAAAGGCAUAAUAUUUUCUUAUGGUAUACUGCUGCAAAUAAACCUAAGCUAGAAUUUCCACUAACAAAAAGGAAAGGACUUGCACCUCAAAGGUGCCAUCGAUUUCAAUCCUCUGCCUAUCGUAGCAACCAGUGGAGGUACCGAGGGCGGUGUGACAGCAUCCAGUUUGCUGUAGAUAAAAGGAUAUUUAUAGCCGGACUGGGGUUGUAUGGGUCAAGUUGUGGAAAAGCUGAAUACAGCGUCAAAAUCGAACUAAAGCGGCUAGGAGCUGUUCUCGCCCAGAACCUGACAAAGUUUACCUCUGAUGGAUCUAGUAACACUUUCUCAGUAUGGUUUGAGCAUCCUGUGCAAGUUGAGCAAGACACCUUUUACAAUGUAAGCGCCAUUCUGGAUGGCAAUGAACUGAGUUAUUUUGGACAAGAGGGAAUGACAGAAGUACAAUGUGGGAAAGUGACCUUCCAGUUCCAGUGCUCCUCAGACAGCACCAAUGGCACAGGAGUACAAGGAGGACAAAUACCUGAACUCAUUUUCUAUGCAUGAUGCACUUCACUUAGAUUGUAUUCCAGGACUGCUCUGCACAUUAAGGGAUACUUUGGUUUGACUGCAAAGAUUCCAGAGCAGCUUGGAAUGUUAUACUACUUACCCAUCUACUUACCUUACCAUCUGGCUAUCAAACUAAGUGAAGGAAUGCUCUUGAAUUUAAUCUUAUUUUAUUUAUUCAUAAGCUAUUUGACUUAAUUAUUGAACUGCAACAUGCAGGAGGGAGAAAAUGUUUUUAAAAAUUGCACAUGGUGUGCAUUUAUUUUGUAUAUAGAUAACUAACUUGCAGACUGCAGCUGACUCAAACAGAAUGUUCUAAAGUAGAGCAGUUUUGAGGAUCUGUUGAAUAUAAAACAUUUUUACUUGUCCUAGA
Messenger RNA from Rhineura floridana, 2853 nucleotides. RefSeq names its product BTB/POZ domain-containing protein 6. The record is from RefSeq and is a predicted model, not a curated record. Gene Ontology annotation, biological process: neurogenesis. Gene Ontology annotation, cellular component: cytosol. The transcript is spliced from 4 exons. The coding region runs from base 879 to 2480 and encodes 533 amino acids. Lineage: Eukaryota; Metazoa; Chordata; Lepidosauria; Squamata; Rhineuridae. Gene Ontology annotation, molecular function: protein binding.